AUGGCCACCACGAAGAAAUCGCGAACCCUCAGUUGUCCUGAAUGCCAUCUGGUAGUGGCUCGCCCAAGUCAUCUCGCUCGGCACAUUCAGUCUCAUCUUCCACCCUCUCGCCGGGAGCAUUUCUCUUGUGGAGAGUGCGGGCGCCAGUUUUCUCGCAACGAUGUUUUGCUACGGCAUCUCCGAACGGCACACCAAGCGUAUAUUUCACGGAAAAAGUCGGCUCAGAAAUCAUGCUUUCGGUGCGUGCAAAAGAAAUUGAAAUGUGAUCGUGGUCACCCAUGCAUUUCUUGUGCGAAGUCGUCUUCCAUGUGCAAAUAUCCGGCUGAGGAGCCAUUUGACGAACCAGACGUGAAAGAGGGAAAGAUAGAAACAUCUCCGAAGGCCGAUCUUUCGUUGGAGGAUAAUGGCAGCGGGCAGCACAGCUCGUUUGCCAGCUCGGAUGGCUUUGCGAAUGCUUCGACCCAGGGACCUGACAACGUCCCUGGACUAGUUGGACAUACGCACACUGCUGCACAAUCUUCCUCAAUAUCUCAGACGUUCAGCAGCCACACAGCUCAGUUCAUCCAGCCAGGUACGGAUUCUUUCGCGCUGGGUAUGGUCCAUUCCGACCUGGCUGCUUUCCAAACCACGAGUCCGACCACCACUGUCCACGAUUACAAUCAAUCUAUGAUGAAUUUCGAUAGCGCGUACCUGCAAGGGGACUUGAAUUUCAUGUCAAAUCCACCACGAAUAGCCGGGAUGGCUGAAGGGGGAGUGGACUGGCUGAAUCUAGAACUGGAUUCGCCGAACGCUGGUGACUACGCUGCGCAGACUAUCGGGCAGGUCUUCAACAAUGGCUUGUUCCAACCCGUCCACGCCCAGCCCUGGGCAUCAAUUGGAUCGGAGGGCCCCUUUUACAACAAAAUCCAGAGUACUAUACCGGCAAGAGUCGACCUGCCCUCCACUCAGGAGACGAACUGUCCUCCCAACAAGGUUGCCGAGUCCCAGACCUCAGCCCAACAGUGGCCCUUUGAUCACACUCGCAACCCUGAACCGCAGAAGUAUCGUUUGCCACCGUUACGCCAGAUCCUUCAGGGCACAAUAACUUCGGACGGGCAAGACAGUGGUAACACAGCCAAAAGCCUAGUUCAACUCUUGUCCGACCCGGUUCUGCCCGAGAUCAGUCUCGUUCAGGACUUGAACAUGAUGUCUGCUUUGGACUUGUUGAAGAACUCUUUGGAUCUCUACUUCUCAGAGUUUCAUAGUGUGCUACCCGUGAUACACAUUCCGACGUUCAAUAUGGCCAGAGUCCCCACGGUCACGCUGGCCGCCAUGUCGUGUAUCGGAGCCAUGUACUCGGACGAUCGUCUAGGGACAGAUCAAUCAUGGUCGUUGAGUGAAAUGUGUCUCCAGAUGAUCGCCUGGCUAGGAGGUGCAGAUAGCACAAACUACUACGAUCCCUCAUACCUCAUAGCCUCUUGCCUUCACCAGAUAUAUUCGCUCGGUUCCGGAAAUCGACGGUUAUACCAGAAUGCUGAUUGCUCCCGAGGCAUCUUAAUAGGUUGCCUCAGAGGUAUGGGGUUGUUGAAAUCCCGAAUCAGCACAGAAAUCGAAAAGGAGGAUUUCAGAAACACCGGUUUCAUCGAGAACCCGGCAAAUGAAUGGUUACGCUGGAAGGACCAGGAGCAAGAUAAACGGAUUGCCUGGUCGGCGUUCGAAUAUGACUGCAGUUUGAGCACACUGACAUCCAGGAGAGCAGCAGUGGAUCUUCCUGAGCUGCCUAGUCACUUGCCAUGUGCGGAACCCCUCUGGGAUGCACCCACUGCUCAGGCGUGGUCUGCAUUGUAUUCACGGUUAAGCCCUACCGCCCGCGGUGCGCCUACGGCGAAGAUACUUCGCAAUAUUCUCGCCGGCAAAGCCAUUCCGGAAGAUCUGCCGGCAUGGAGCAAGAGACUUUGUGCUCAAAAGAUUGGUCGGCUGCUCUGGGACUUGAAACAACUUGAUAUCAUGUCCACCACCGAAUACUUGAAGCUUCCAUCUUUGUCAGCCGCUCAAAGACAGACCAAAAGCGUCCUGCUACAAGGCCUGAACGCCUUAUGUGAAUCUAUAUACAACCCGUCUUCUACAGCAGAAUUAAUCCACUACAACAUCACUUCCCUCACAUGUCAUUACUCUCAUCUGUACAGUGCGGAUGAAGUCAUGGAUCUUGUCGUGCAUAUCUUUCGCACUUCAGCGUCUCAAGGAAAGCAACCUGACUACGGGCUGAUAGCCGCAAAGCGACGAUUAAGAUCCAUUUUCAUCCGAAAUCCCGGCCAGGCUCGCAGGCUCGCUUGGCAUGCAGCCCAGAUGAUCUCCGUGGCCAAUGAAUACCUGGUGUCGGCGCCUUGUGAGAUCUUGCGGGUGUUCAUGGGCUACAUCUUCCUCCUGGCGUUUGCCAAAUUCGGACCUCAACCGGUCCCCGAAGCAUCCUUUGAUUCUUUUGCCAUACAAUUAGAUCUGCCAAACCGGAUUCAAGGGCAACGAACCGCCAUCAGCACUUGGAUCGAUGUCGGUGGUCCUGCCAGCAUAGGUGGCGUCAAGAACAUAUAUAGUGACGGAGGAUUGAAAGCAAUCAGUCGAGAAGCUCAAACCAUGUUACGGAAAAUGCGGUUCUGGGGAUUGGCCAAGAAAUUCACCCGGAUUUUGGAAAGUUUCGACUUUGACAGCGAUUGA
Molecule: messenger RNA, 2691 nt
Organism: Exophiala dermatitidis NIH/UT8656
Lineage: Eukaryota; Fungi; Ascomycota; Eurotiomycetes; Chaetothyriales; Herpotrichiellaceae
Exons: 3
Coding region: 1-2691 (896 amino acids)
Biological process (GO): DNA-templated transcription; regulation of transcription by RNA polymerase II
Cellular component (GO): chromatin
Molecular function (GO): zinc ion binding; RNA polymerase II cis-regulatory region sequence-specific DNA binding; DNA-binding transcription factor activity, RNA polymerase II-specific
Source: RefSeq, a predicted model, not a curated record